This is a messenger RNA of Acanthamoeba castellanii str. Neff, 333 nucleotides long. RefSeq lists its product as uncharacterized. The record is from RefSeq and is a predicted model, not a curated record. The transcript has a single exon. NCBI's taxonomy places the organism in Eukaryota, Discosea, Longamoebia, Acanthamoebidae. Bases 1 to 333 code for a protein of 110 amino acids.
AUGAACCGGAAGAGGAAGCGAGGGGGUAAGGUGCCGAUCGGGUGCGUGAGCCUGUGCGACGUUUUGAACGAGCUGGCCAGCUUCGAGAGCUCCGAGCCGUUCGUGCCCAAGAGCGAGGGCGUGGAGGAGGGUUACCUCGAAGACGAAGAGGACGAGGAGAAUGAGAGCGACUACCUGGAGGAGGUCGAGGCGGGCCGCAGGAAGAGGCUGCAGCCGAAAAAGAAGGUGAAGAAGUCGAAGACCACGACAAAGGCCCCGAGCGACAGUCGGAUGAGGGAGGAAGGCGGCGAUCUCGUGGACCGCACUCCAGCAUCGUCAGCCACCGCCAAGUGA